AUAACUUAUCUACCACUGUAGGAGACUUCACGGUGCAAUGAUGCAGCCCUUUCGCAACAAAAACAUGCAGACAAGAAUAUAUAUUUUACUGUGAAGAAUUAUUGCAAAGUUAAUGGACUUCAUGACAUUCUUUCGGAUGUCGGACAUCGAAAGUAGGCUACCUUUUCUUUUUACUUUUUUAACCAUUGUAGGGUGCAAUGAGUGAAUAACUUUCUACCGGGAUUAAUAACAGAGGAUUCUGGGAGAACAACAACAAUCAAAGGUUCUGAAGUCUGAACGCACCCUGGUCCUGACUUUUGACCUCUAGCCAUGUCUCAGAGUAACCCCUCCUUCCAGCUACUCCAKGCUCUGAGGAAGUCUCCCGCCGUGUUCCGCCGCCGGUUCCACCUCCAGCCCAACCGCAUCGCUACCCUCUCCCACGGGGAUCCCCUCUACAAGGUGCUCUACCUGGGCACUGAGAAAAUCUACUCCCUGGAUCUGGAGCAGGCCCAGGGGGCCAUAGGCCUGCUGCUCCAGCAGUGGGCCCCGGAGGCCCCUGAGAAACGGUGCAAGGAGCAUGCUCUGGUGUUGCGGCGGCGUUACAUAGAGGUGAAGGAGAUUGCCACGGGGAGACAGCUCGCUAAGACCUAUCUGAGAGACAUUGCGUUUUGCGCGGCCGACACCAAGCACCCCAAUGUGUUCCUGUACAUCUGUAAGCAGCAAGGCCAGCAACUGCAGUUACAGUGCAGGGUAUUCUGGUGCACCAGUGCUGAGAGAGCUAAGGACAUCACCGCUUGUCUGGCAAGGAGCUUUCAAACGGCUCUUAGUGAUUGGCAUGGGCAGGGUAGCGAGACCAAUCACAUGGAGGAAGGGGAGGGAUCAUCGGAGGUGGAUGGACUGUCAGUCAUCACGAGCCUUCAUCCUAAUACCUCCUCUGCUCUAUCAGGAGAUCUAAGRACAGACAGGUCGCAGGAGGAGGAGGAGGGGUGUGGCUACUCCGUGUCCUCUCAGAGCGAUGAGGAAGGAGAGGACAGGCAGCACCACCACCAAUGACGGCACACAGUCAACCAUUGAUAUUUGACUUUGACUCUCUCUGCCAACUGAUAAUCUAUUGGGCCUAGCAGAGCCUCACUAGCUCCUGCAGUGCCCACCAGUGUUGAAGAAUGGACCACUGCCAAACUAAGCUUGGAGUGUGGUUCUUAAUUUCUGUAUUACCAAAUGAGGAGAGACAAACUUCACACACCAGUCAGAGUUAUACUUAAACUACAUCUUUAAUAAUAAGAGCUUUGCAUUAGCACUUGACUUUCAACGAUUCGCCAUUUCUAAUGAACCGUUGAGAGUGUCAACACAAUGGCUACUGAGAUCUUUUAUAGCAAAGAUCCACCCCCCUUU
Messenger RNA from Salvelinus sp. IW2-2015, 1371 nucleotides. Its product is annotated as low density lipoprotein receptor adapter protein 1-A-like. Lineage: Eukaryota; Metazoa; Chordata; Actinopteri; Salmoniformes; Salmonidae. The record is from RefSeq and is a predicted model, not a curated record.